AUGUGAGACGCUUGUCACCACAGACAGAGAUGUAGAUUCUGCACAUACCUAUGAGCUCUGCCAAGGUACAAAAGCUGAUCCCUUGACCAGGAGAGGCAGAUGCUCAGGGGGCUAGAGGGUCUCGCACUAGCAUCGACGUGCGAGCACCGCGGAACUGCCCUCCCGACACACAGACAGACAUUCUCACCGAUGCAAAACGACAACCAUACUGUUAAAGGCAAACACAUAGCUAUAUAUGUAUAGAAAACACACUCACUCACACAUUUCACUCACUAUUUCACUCAUUUUGAUCUCACUCACUAUUAAAGGAGUUCAUCAUAUGACAUAAAUUGCACUAAAACACACCUUUGCAGUCAUUCUGUUAUGAAAAAAAUCUUUUGCUUCUGGAUUGCAAAACUCUCAAUUAAUUUUCUUGAGAGACAAAGAAGCUGGCAGAGACAGACAGAGUGACAGACCCCGGACCAAUGGUAAGACUCAGUAUCUUAUUAGUCCAACCUCUUUAAUAGAUUGGGAUCAACAAGUUUAACUAAAUGCUUUGGAUUAAUAACUAACCAAAUUGUCAAACACAGCGAUGUUUUGAACAUUGAUAUUUAAUGGUUAAUGAGCAAAUGCUACAUUUGUGCUACUGACAGCAGUGCAUUAACUCACUGGAUUUAUUAAAUUAUUUGUAAAUUAAAUAUUGCAUUGCUUAACUUCAGUCUUUUGGCAGGAUGUCUCUUUACUGAUGUAUUUUCAGCCUGAUGAUGUAUUUGCGGUAUAGCAUGUCAGUCGUUUUUUUCAGCUACCUUCUUCCUUAUUCGCUCUGGCUUUCUCAUUGGUCAUCCCCCUACUACCCGCCGCUACACCCCAUUCCAAAUCCCAGAAUGCCUCAGGUAUUCUCUGUUUUUCUUGAAAAGGUUUAAUCUUUAUAUAUGUCAGAUGUAGUAAUAACAGCAUCAUCAUGAUAGUGUGUUUGCCUAAAUGGUAUAUAGCUGACAAAGCUUAGAAGAAAUUUAAGCGUAUGAUUUGCCAUAUGUGUAAAGUGAUAGUGCUCCAUGGUGUUCUAUGUACAAGCAUUGUGCAUUGUGUGCCCAGCAGGGGGCGCUUAUCCUGGCUCAAAGUUCUUACAGGAAGCUCUUAGGAGAGCCACUGAGCUAACCAAUGCCGCAUAUGCCCAUACCAGGGAGAGGGUGAAGAUUCUCCUGUCAGAGGGCUCCCUCAGCCCCAGUGACCUGUUGUCCCAGUUCAAACAUGCGGGGCCGAGGACCAGAACCCACGUGCGGGCAGCAGAACUGCUGGACACCACGGUGGAAUUAAUCAGAGAGAUGGUCUACACCCACACCAUGACCCAGCACAACUUCACUGAUCUGCUGAGUGGGAAGGACAUGGAUGAGCUGCUGCAUGCCACAGGCUGCUCUGCUGAGCUGCGCCCCCCCCUCUGUGAGACGGACUGCUUGUCAAACCGCUAUCGCACCAUCACCGGGGAAUGUAACAACAGACAGCACCCUCUGUGGGGGGCAGCCAACACCCCUUACACCCGCUGGCUGCCUCCACAGUACCAGGAUGGGAGGGCGGUUCCUCGAGGCUGGGAUCUCCAGUAUGGUUAUCAUAAUUUCGCCCUCCCCCCGGUCCGAGCAGUGUCACAGCAGAUCUUGUACACCCAAAAUGAAGACAUAUCAUUAGACUCCUCGCUGUCCCACCUGCUAGUGGAAUGGGGCCAGUGGAUUGACCAUGACCUGGUCCUGACCCCUCAGACCUCAAGCAAAUCAGCCUUCCGCACGGGAGUCGACUGCACCCACACCUGCAGCCGCGACACUCCAUGCUUCCCCAUACAGAUCCCAUCCUCAGACCCUCGUGCCUCUGCCCAAAGCUGCAUGCCCUUUUUCCGCUCAGCCCCCAGCUGCCAGGUGUUACCGCUGUGCCACCGCGAGCAGCUCAACGCCAUCACCUCCUUCGUGGAUGCCAGCAUGGUGUACGGCAGCACGGAGCCCCUGGCCUCUGUACUCCGUAACCACUCCAGCCCCUUCGGCCUGCUGGCCCACAACCUCCAGCACUCUGACCAGGGACUUGCCUACAUGCCAUACCUGCCACGCCAGCCCUCCCGUCCAGACCCAUGUGGCCCACGCCAAGGGCUCCACUCCACUGAUCUGGAACCUUCUGCAGACCUAGGCAACUUUACGUCAUGCUUCCAGGCAGGAGACACACGGGCCAAUGAGCACUUGGGAAUGAUUGCACUCCACACCCUGUUCCUGAGGGAACACAACCGACUGGCCCAGGAGCUGCACCUCCUCAACCCCCAUUGGAGUCCUGACACACUGUACCAGGAGGCACGCAAGAUCCUGGGUGCAGUCCACCAGGUUUUGACAUGGAACCACUACCUGCCACGUGUGCUUGGGCAGAAGGCCCAUCUGGAGCUCCUCCCACCCUACCAUGGUUACCAGCCCGACACAGACCCCAGCAUCGCCAACGCCUUUGCCACAGCAGCCUUCCGCUUCGCCCACGUGACUGUGCACCCCGUGGUGAAUAGGCUAGACCACGGCUACCACCCCAGCUCCCACCACCCUCCUCUGCCCCUGCAUCUCUCACUAUUUGCCUCCUGGAGGGUCAUGCAAGAAGGGGGUAUAGACCCUGUCCUCAGAGGCUUGCUGCUCUACCCAGCCAAGCUGCAGACGCCGGGUCAGAUGAUGGUGGAGGAGCUCACAGAGCGGCUGUUCCAGGCCCAGGGGGGGCUACCACUGGAUCUGGGCGCGCUCAACCUGCAGCGGGGGCGGGACCACGGCCUGCCCGGUUACAGCGCAUGGAGGCAGCUGUGUGACCUGUCUGUCCCGACUACUGUCACUGAGCUGGCAGGCAUACUGGGCAGUGCCAAGCUGGCACAGAAGCUCCUGCACCUGUACGGGACCCCACACAACAUUGACCUGUGGGUGGGAGCCAUCUCGGAGCCCGCCCUCCCUGGGGGCCGUGUGGGACCCCUCCUCAGCUGCCUUCUGGGAAAGCAGUUUCGCGCCCUUAGAGAUGGAGACCGGUUCUGGUGGGAGAGAGAGGAGGUUUUCACUGGUGCCCAGAGAGCAGAGCUCCGAAGGGUGUCACUGUCCCGUAUCAUCUGUGACAACACUCGGCUCGGCCACGUGCCCCCUGAUCCCUUUGCCCACAGUGCCCAUGCUGGAGACAUGGUGCCCUGCUCACACCCCCUCAUCCCCUCCCUGAACCUCUCAGCCUGGAGGGAGCCUGACACAGACCCCAGAUGUGGUUCCAUUCCCAGACUGCAGUUUGGCUUCUCUCUGCUCUGUGGCUCCGUCCAGAUCUACCAGUGUCAGCCAGGCUAUGCCCUUAUUGGACCAGCCUCCAUCACAUGUGACCCCAGCGUGAACCAGUGGAGUCAGCUUCCUCCUACUUGUCAAGAUGUAGAUGAAUGUGCCCAGGAAGUGCCACCCUGCCCAGUCAAAGCGCAGUGUGUCAACACACCAGGCUCUUACACUUGCACAGAGAUAGUGAGCCCUGAGGCGCUGUCUGUCCGGACCCUGGUGGUUGCCCUGGCAACUGUGAUUGUGGCCAUUUUGGUGACGCUGUUGAUGGUCACAUGCUACAGAAGGUCUUUCAUCAAGAACUUUGAGCCUUUUUUCGGUGGAUGUUGUCAGAGCAGCAGCCUGUGGCCCAUUCGGGUCAAGGAAGAUCAUACCUCCACAGGGGACAUGUGACACCAGCGGAUAUCGCUGACCAAGCUUUCGUGUUUCACCAGAGCUCCGCUGUCAGUCAACAGGGUGACAUGUGUGAUUGUAUUUAACCUUAAACGUCAAAUCAAUCAUGAGAUUUUAUUUGUAAGCCUUAACCAACUCUUACAUGUCAAAGAAUAUCAUGCAGAACAGUUGAUCUCAAACUGUAGCCCAGCAGUAAUAAUAAAUAAUAAUUUGAUGGCACACUCUGUUCAGAGCAAUCCUCAUUUCAGAGUUACUUAUGUGAGCAUACAUUAGUUGUAGGUGAAUCCCUACCUUAAGAUGGUUUGAAGACCCCUAGUCAAGGAGAAUAUAAACGGUACCAGUCAGAAGUCUGGCCACACCUAGAUGAUCGUUUUUCAACAAGAUAAUGACCUUAAGCACACCUUAAGUGUGACAGAUGACCUGGACAUAUCCCAAGAGUCUGAAAAGGUGUCACCAAAGUGAAGGGGGGCUACUUUGAAGAAUGUAACAUUUUAAGAUAAUGAACAGUUGUUGAUUGUUGUAAUAUUUGCUAUGUAUUACUUCAUUUCCUGUAGGCCUUUUACUAUGUAGUGAGCUAAACAGCUAAAACAGGGAUUAAUGCAUUAAAGGCAGAUGUCCAAACUUAACUGGUUCUUUAAAUGAAUGUGUAUUUAUUUAUCCAUUUUAUUAGAAAGUUAACAUUGUAUAGCUUUUAUUUUUGUUAAUGUCACAUAUCUUAUACUUUGGUUGUAUUUAUCAUACAUUUUAAGUCAUUUUUCCCCCAUUGUCACCAUUUUGACUUUUCCAUUGUCAAAUAAAGGACAUUUUAAUGGGUAUAUAUUAAGCGACACUUUAAAGAUUGCAGCACUGUAGUCUGACGUUUCAGACAGUAAUUACUUAAUCGAGACAUUCUAUUAAAGCAACUAUUAAAGCAAGUAAAGGCGAGCAAUUUACACUAAGGGCGAGAACAAAAAACUGAACACUAUUGUGUUGGUUUGUAAAAAAAUGCAUGUAUGGCUGUCAAUGUUAAUGUGUUAGCAUUCAUUUUAAACAUCUUAUACUUUGCAUUACCCCAAUAGAACAGUACAGUAUGAGCAAAGAUUUGUAAUAGGUCUGUAGUACUGGCAAGCUAGAUUUAAAAAUGAAAAAGCCUAAAUAUCCAACAGUACACAGGAUCUAUAUGUUUAGUAAAACAGUAAAACAGGAUCUAUAUGUUUUUGGAUAGCUGGAUGACUGAUAGGGAUUGGCUCUUCACCGACCAUGUUACCAUGUAGUGCUCUGAGUGGGUAAAUUGUUUAUGGAAAUUAAAUAUGACAAUA
Brienomyrus brachyistius is the source of this 4975-nucleotide messenger RNA. RefSeq names its product eosinophil peroxidase (gene epx). Gene Ontology annotation, biological process: response to oxidative stress. The coding region runs from base 1035 to 3677 and encodes 880 amino acids. NCBI's taxonomy places the organism in Eukaryota, Metazoa, Chordata, Actinopteri, Osteoglossiformes, Mormyridae. The transcript is spliced from 15 exons. The record is from RefSeq and is a predicted model, not a curated record. Gene Ontology annotation, molecular function: peroxidase activity; calcium ion binding; heme binding.